Penaeus chinensis is the source of this 1016-nucleotide messenger RNA. RefSeq names its product polyadenylate-binding protein, cytoplasmic and nuclear-like. Lineage: Eukaryota; Metazoa; Arthropoda; Malacostraca; Decapoda; Penaeidae. The transcript is spliced from 6 exons. The record is from RefSeq and is a predicted model, not a curated record. Bases 165 to 818 code for a protein of 217 amino acids. Gene Ontology annotation, biological process: protein polyubiquitination; regulation of double-strand break repair; DNA damage response. Gene Ontology annotation, molecular function: RNA binding. Gene Ontology annotation, cellular component: nucleus.
AAACGAAGGUGAAAGUGACAGCUUUAUAUACCAAUAUAUUCCUUGACAUAAAACAAAGAAUUAUAUAGAUAUGAGAUAAGAAGAAAGAAGAAGACUAGAAUAUUCCUACGAAAGAAAACAUAAAUUAUAGAUGUGAUGGUAGGAAGACCGUGAUUUAAGGAAGGAUGGAAGGCGAACUUCCAGAAACGCGAGAGGUUCUGAGUGAACACCUGAAGGCAAAAGUUAGGUAUUUCAAUCAACCUCUUGCAGACCAGAUAACAGACAUGUUGGUGGCAGAAAGAUCAAACAGUGAGAUCAUAGAAUUACUGACGUCUGACUCUUUAUUAGAGAAAAAAGUGGAGAAGGCUGUUACGUCAUUAUAUGUACCUGAUACUGAAGUUAGAGAAACUCUUGGUGUAAUGUUAUUUCAAGAGGUUUCAGAGAUAGAACAGGAGUUGUGUGCACAGGUAACUGGCAUGCUGCUUGAACUUCCUGUCUCAUCACUUACACAGUUAUUAAAGAACCAGGAGGCACUAAAGGAAGCAGUGAUGAAGGCCAAAAGAGAAUAUCUGAAAUUCAUUACGGAAGAAGAAAUUCAAAAAUCCGAAGAAGUGCCUCCAGGAACGAAGUCAAUAAGCAAGGAAAAGCAAGAGCUGGGGGAAAUCAUAUAUGAAAAAUUGCUGACAAGCUAUCCAACGGAAGCCUCUAAGCUAACAGGAAUGCUGCUGCAGAUGGAGUAUAGGGAUCUGUUGCGCGUAAUAGCCGAGCCCAAACACCUCAGCGAAAAGGUGGAAUUGGCUCUGCGUGUUUUGCAAGGCGAAGGGAGCAGGAAAAAUUGAUGCUUUGUAUUUUUUGGAAAUGGAGUAUGAAAUUAUAUGGAAGCUAAUUUUUGUGAAUGAGAUUUUUUUUGUUGUUGUUCUGUAUAUACUAGCAUCUUACAAAUAUUUAUGACAGUUAUAGUGGCAUUGGUAAUUAUUUUGUAUAAUCUGCUUUCAAGUAAUUUUUCUUUUCUUUUGCCCAAUAAAUUUUAUAAUCUA